UGGAUGAGCCAAUCGGCGGCGGGGGGCGUGGCCUGGUAGUAGGCGUUCGCAGGAGAUCGAGGCCGCAGACACGUACGGAGCGGAGCGCGGCGGUGACGGAGGCGACAGCUGUUGCAGUUCCCCGAAGCGAAGGCUGCAUCCCACCCACCUGCCAGCGCCAUGGACGUGUUCAACCGGAACAUUGACUUCAACGCACUCUUCAAGUUUUCCCACAUCUCUGCCUCCACCCAGCAGCACCUGAAGAGGGUCUAUGCCAGCUUUGCUCUCUGCAUGUUUGUGGCAGCAACUGGAGCCUACAUCAAUGUGGUGACCCAUCUGCUCCGGUUCGGCCUGCUCUCGGGCCUGGGCUCCCUGGGACUGCUCAUCUGGCUGAUGGCCACGCCCCACAGCAGGGAGACAGAGCAGAAGAGGCUGGGGAUUCUGGCUGGCUUUGCCUUUCUGACUGGAGCCAACCUAGGUCCUCUCCUGGAAAUGUGCAUCACCAUCAACCCCAGCAUCAUCCCCACGGCCUUCCUGGGCACCGCCGUGAUCUUCAGCUGCUUCUCACUGAGUGCCCUCUAUGCCAGGCGCCGCAGCUUCCUGUACCUGGGAGGUUUCCUGCUGUCUGGCCUCUCCCUGAUGCUGCUCUUCUCCUUGAUCAACAUCUUUGUGGGGUCCACUUGGCUCUUCACGGCUAACCUGUACCUCGGGCUGAUGGUCAUGUGUGGGUUCGUCCUCUUCGACACGCAGCUCAUCAUUGAGAAGGCGGAGAGCGGGGACAAGGAUUACAUCUGGCACUGCGUGGAUCUCUUCCUGGAUUUCAUCAACAUCUUUCGGGAGCUCAUGAUCCUGCUGGGUAUGAACGAGAACAAGAAGAAGAAGGAGAAGUGAAGCGACGCCAGGUGCCGGAGCCCCCAUCCCCCCCAUCUCCCGCCUCCUGACACAUUAAACGGGCUGCACUUUGCCAGCCACAGGCAGCCACUCGCUUUCCUAUUUUGUGGGUUGUUUUCUCUUGUUUGAGCUUUUUUUGAUUAGAAACCAGCUGAUUAGCAGCUCCUCCUCCUGGAGUUUGGUUCCCCCUUCCUGCCCCCCAGCUUGCUCCUUGGGAGGCCUGGGCCAGCCACAUGCAGCUUCCCCCCACCCACCCUGCAGCUCCUGCCCCUGCCCCACCCAGCUCCACUGGCUGAAUCUUUCCAAGGGUUGGGUCCUUCAAAGGCUUCUCUCCCCUAGUAGUGAGAGCGGGGCCAGGGGCCUGGCCAUACAGGGCUGUGCCUAGAGCCGCCACCCCCAGAUCCUAAGGGCCCAGACACCUCCAUCUUGCAGCAGCCCUGCCCACCCCGGCCUUUCAUUGAGCCGCAGCCAGGGCCAGAGCGUCUGGCCGGGUUCGCUCUGGUUCUUCCAGCAGUGGGCCUGUUCCCAGGAGCUGCACGCCCGGCAAUGUCUGGAUCCACCGUGGACUCGGCUCUUAGAACCACUUCGGUUCCAACUCCAGGGGAUGGGGGCUUUGGCUGGCCCUACCAGGGGCCUCUUUGCAUAAGGAAUCCCCCUGGCUGUCCCUAUCCCAGCAGAGAGAUUAGUCACCUCCCCCGUGUGGGACCAGCCAGGCAGCAGGCCGAGGAGCUCCCUGGCUAGUCUCUGUCAGUAACACGGCCCGGCCUGCUCCACGGGGCUGUCAUGUAACAUCCCCUGGCUCGUGCUGGAGCUGACCCCACAGCGCCCUGGCCUCCAGCACCCCGCUCUGCAAUGGACAGUCUCCCCUCACCCCGUCACGAGGCUGCUGAGUCAUCCCCCAGCCAGGCGCCCUCUCCCCAGCUGGGAACCCCGGAUGUUUUUCUGAAGCUCCAUGUUUCUCCUUUUCCCCUCCCCUGAGGCCAAACUCCACCUCUGCUUGCUCGGGAUAAAGGAGUCGCGCGCACUUGCUCGCUCGCUCUAGAACCAGUGCCAAGAAUCACAAUGUAAGAAAUAAUCUACUUUUAAAGAGACGUCUAACAGGUUUUAAUACCGUAAAAAGUGUAAUUAUCUUUCUCUUGUUUCAUCAGUUGACAGCCCUGGCUGCGUUAUCUAACUCAUACUGUGAAGAUAAAGGUGUUUUGAUUCAGAAAUAUGAAAUCUCCAUAGUCUUACUUUGUACAAAAAAAUAAAUAAAAAUCCUCAAACUUUAACCUUUA
Gopherus flavomarginatus (Mexican gopher tortoise) is the source of this 2147-nucleotide messenger RNA. It is a transcript of the gene TMBIM6, whose product is annotated as transmembrane BAX inhibitor motif containing 6. The transcript is spliced from 10 exons. Lineage: Eukaryota; Metazoa; Chordata; Testudines; Testudinidae. The record is from RefSeq and is a predicted model, not a curated record. Gene Ontology annotation, biological process: negative regulation of endoribonuclease activity; cellular response to unfolded protein; negative regulation of apoptotic signaling pathway. Gene Ontology annotation, molecular function: enzyme binding. Gene Ontology annotation, cellular component: mitochondrial membrane. Bases 160 to 870 code for a protein of 236 amino acids.